Colletotrichum orchidophilum is the source of this 1932-nucleotide messenger RNA. RefSeq names its product dimethylaniline monooxygenase. The record is from RefSeq and is a predicted model, not a curated record. The transcript is spliced from 6 exons. Lineage: Eukaryota; Fungi; Ascomycota; Sordariomycetes; Glomerellales; Glomerellaceae. Gene Ontology annotation, molecular function: flavin adenine dinucleotide binding; N,N-dimethylaniline monooxygenase activity; NADP binding. Bases 1 to 1932 code for a protein of 643 amino acids.
AUGAGCCAGGCUGCCAACUUUGAGAGAGAGGCAGGCCCAAUCUUGAAGCCCAUUCGAGUUGCCGUCAUUGGCGCUGGUGCUUCUGGUCUGGUCACUGCCAAGUACCUCCGUCAGGCCAGACAGUACUUCGGCGUACCUGAUGUUGAGGUCCGGGUCUUUGAGAGGGAAGACGGGGUGGGUGGUGUUUACAAGUAUAAGGUCUACGAGGAAGCCGAGAUGGUAUCUUCGAAAUACCUUACAGCAUUCUCCGACUUUCGUGUUGCCGAAGACCUGCCCGACUUUUUGCCAGUUGAAGAGUACGUGCGCUACCUCGAGGGCUUCUGCACCAAAUUUGACCUGUGGGAUGUCAUCGAGACGAAGACUGAUAUUCGUCGAGUUUCUCAUACUGGUGUUGGCCAUCGCAUCUUCUUUCACCGCCUUGGAGGUGGAAAGGCUGCGGACGGCCGGACCGGAGAAACGCUGGAGAACACCUGGGAGUGUGAUGCCAUCGCCGUCUGCUCCGGUCUCAAUAAUGUACCAUCAAUCCCGUCUAUCGAGGGACUUGAUAAUGUACGGCUAUUGCACUCCUCCGAAGUCAAGGAGAGGCGGCAAUUUGGGUCGGAUACGUCUGUGAUGAUCCUGGGUGCCGGAGAAACAGGGAUGGACCUUGCCCAUCUGGCCGUGACUUCAAAAGCCCGUGAAGUGGUACUGUGCCACAAGGAUGGUUUCUUUUGCGCAAAGAAGGUUGUUCCUUUACCAGUUGUCAUGCAGACAUGGAAGCCAGAUCCUCACCAAAAGCCAGUUGACACUGCUAUUGCCAGUUUUCUAGACACUGCGUAUCUUCCAGAGUGUCUCCAACACUCCAGCCUGCCCUGGAACGUAUACGACAAGACUUUCAAGGGCCUUCAUUAUCUCUCCGGAGGGACAACUGCAGGCCCAGAUCAAUGGGUUGGAGAGAUUGAGGGCAACCGCAAUAAUGUUGAUUCACUGUUUCUGGUCAAGUCAGAUCGUGCCUUACCAUAUCUCAACGAAGGACACCGAGCUCGGGAUCUAUUCUCUCGUAUCAGAGCUUAUGUGAUGAAUAUUGAGUUGAAACCAACAGGAGGCAAAAAGAUACUGACGGCACCUUGGCCAUCAGCCUUCCGAGAAGAUGGGACGGUCGUUUUCCCACACAGCAAGAAGCGUGAGCACCUCCAGGCACUGUCUCAUGUCAACAAGCCCAACGUGGUCGUUGCUGCAACGGGAUACGUGCGUCGGUUCGAGUUCCUAGACGACGACUACCCUCAACCUCAUGAGCUUGAUGUCCGCGGUAUCUGGAGGCGUUGUGAUGUGACUGCGGGCUUCAUCGGCUUUGUGCGCCCCGGCAUCGGUGCUAUUCCGCCUCUUGCCGAGUUACAAGCCCAACUAUGGGUUCUUAGCCUCCUCCGCCACAAAUACCCUCAGCAGAUGACCAUGCACGACUCGUAUUCCAGCCAAAGAGCAUCCACUGACGCUGUUGCUCACUACGAGGUCGACUAUGCCCUCAAGGCUCGAGGCGGCCAUGAUGUUUUCAAGAGUAAGCACGGGGUUGAGCAGGAGUCUUAUGCGUAUCAGCUUGCCCUCGACAUAGGUAGCGCGCCGACCUUGUCUUUCAUGUGGCGUCAGGGUUUCAAAGCGCUAUUCACGUGGGUAAUGGGACCCAAUUUCAACACCAAAUUUCGGCUAGUUGGUCCAUGGAGAUGGAAGUCGGGCGCUCUUCCCAUCUUGCGCGGCGAGCUGUUCGAUGUUGUCAAGCAAACGGGUGGCGGUGUCUUCUUCACGACCUACACCCUCCUUCCUCUCUUACUGUUUGGCUCUCUCACCCUCCUUCUCCAUGCAACGGCAGGCAUCUUACGAUUGAUUGGAAUGAAGAGCAAGGCCGACAGAGUGCUCGGCUCAGGCAACAUUCCCCGUCGUGAGGGGGAUGACUUCUAA